Bufo gargarizans (Asiatic toad) is the source of this 1832-nucleotide messenger RNA. Its product is annotated as bifunctional peptidase and (3S)-lysyl hydroxylase Jmjd7-like. NCBI's taxonomy places the organism in Eukaryota, Metazoa, Chordata, Amphibia, Anura, Bufonidae. The transcript is spliced from 8 exons. Gene Ontology annotation, molecular function: 2-oxoglutarate-dependent dioxygenase activity. The record is from RefSeq and is a predicted model, not a curated record. Bases 16 to 966 code for a protein of 316 amino acids.
UGUACCGGAAGGAUAAUGGCGGCGCCGGCAGAGGGCACGGUGCGGAGAUGUCUGCGGGGCUUCUCCGAGGAGGUCCGCGAUCUUCAUGGAACGGACUGUGUCCCAUAUCUGGAAGAGCCGCCAUCUCCUCUGCAGUUUCAUAGGGAAUGGCUGUGUCCGAACCGGCCGUGUAUUAUACGCAAUGCCUUUACCAACUGGCCGGCGCUGCACAAGUGGACGUUAGAUUAUCUCCGGAAAUGUGUUGGAUCCAAGGCUAUAAGUGUCGCCGUCACCCCCAAUGGCUAUGCGGAUGCAGUGUACGACAACAGGUUUGUUAUGCCAGAAGAAAGAACAAUGACAUUUGCUGAUUUUCUGGAUAUUAUAGAACAGAGAACAACUUCUCCUGGAGUCUUCUACAUCCAGAAACAGUGCUCAAACCUUACAGAAGAAUUUCCUGAGCUCAUUGGAGACGUGGAGAGUCACAUUCCAUGGAUGAGUGAAGCACUAGGGAAGCGUCCCGAUGCUGUGAAUUUCUGGCUUGGAGAAUCUGCAGCAAUAACCUCUUUGCACAAAGAUCACUAUGAGAACCUAUACUGCGUCAUUUCAGGAGAGAAGCAUUUUAUUCUUCACCCGCCAAGUGACCGCCCUUUUAUACCUUAUGAAAUGUACCAACCUGCCACGUAUAAAGUUAAUGAAGACGGGACAUUUGAGGUUAGAGAGCAGGAGUCUACAGACAAGGUGCCCUGGAUUCCUGUUGACCCGCUGGAGCCAGAUUUAAGUCUGUAUCCAUCAUACGGCGAAACGAGGCCUCUUCAUGUGACUGUGAAGGCUGGGGAAAUGCUGUAUCUCCCAUCUCUUUGGUUUCAUCAUGUCCGCCAGUCCCAUGGUUGUAUAGCAGUGAAUUACUGGUACGACAUGGAAUACGACAUCAAAUACCAUUAUUUUCAACUACUAGAUUCUCUCACUAAAGCUGCAGGAAAUUCAUGAAUGGACCAUCAACAUUAAAAUGGGUGUCAAAAAAUAACUAAAUAUCUGCCUGGCAUGAGAAAGGUGCCUCUAGACACACGCAGAUGUGAGGGACAAGCAAACAAGUGUGGAAGAAGUACAUCUAAACAUUGAAAUAUUAAUGUGAAGUCAAAUGCCAGCUGUUCUGUUGCCUCGAUGUCCUGGGAGAUACUUUUCCAAAAUACGAAUAUACAUUCAAGAUUCUGGGAGCUUUAUUGCCAGUGUUUAUAACAGAGAACAAGGUAUGAUAAAACUAGCACUCAGUGGUACAAUAAUGAUGCCGGACUGUAAUAAAACUCACACUUCACUGUAAAUGAAGAAACGGUGACUUACCCCAGCGGAGUACUGUUGCGGUGAGGUGGAUGCUCUGAAGUCGGUGAAUCCAUGUCCUAGUAGGCACUAGUGAGAGUGAUUUCUGCUUUGCUUUCCUUCUGAAAUGACGUAUGGGUGACCAUUUAAUUUUUUAGCGUUUCUCUUUGUUGAUGUUAUAUUAUAUUCCUUAUGUCCUAUAUAAAUCCCUUUUAAUAUUUCAUAUUUAAAGGGUUGAUAAGUUCGUAUCCCCCUUUUAAGAAUGUGUUCUCUUCAAAAAUGUAUGGAUCUUUUGCGGUAAAAUAGUGGGCACCAAUCCUCUUGACAUCGAUCUCAUCUCUAGAUAAAGGGGUUGUCUGCUUUUUUUUAAAUUUAUAUAUGUGUGUGUGUGUGUGUGUGACCUAUCCUGGGGAUAGAUCAUCAAUAUCAAAUCAGCGGUGUGCCGACUUUAGGCAUCCCCGCUGAUCAGCUUUUUGAAUAGGAAGAAGCCGUCCCUUUUAACAGAAUGGGACGGCAUAGUUGUAAUUGCGCCUAAUCAC